Molecule: messenger RNA, 1148 nt
Organism: Scomber japonicus (chub mackerel)
Lineage: Eukaryota; Metazoa; Chordata; Actinopteri; Scombriformes; Scombridae
Gene: paqr6
Product: progestin and adipoQ receptor family member VI
Exons: 7
Coding region: 75-1094 (339 amino acids)
Cellular component (GO): membrane
Molecular function (GO): signaling receptor activity
Source: RefSeq, a predicted model, not a curated record
UCUGUCGUGGGGGACGUGCCAGGCUCAGGGAGGUUUGUCAGAGAGGGAGGGGUGCCAUCAGACUGCCCACAGACAUGCUCAGCAUCAAGCUACCCCAGCUUUUUGACAUCCACCAGGUCCCCAAGGUGUUCCAGGAGGACAGCAUCAUCUCUGGGUACCGCCACCCGCGGAGCUCGGCGCUAGACUGCGUCCUCAGCAGCUUCCAGAUGAACAACGAGACCAUCAACAUCUGGACACACUUCCUGCCAACAUGGUAUUUCCUGUGGCAUUUCAGCGUGCUCUGCUCCAAUAUGAACUUCCUGACCGACAGCUACACCUGGCCCCUGCUGGUGUACAUGCUGCUCAUCUGUAUUUACCCCUUCACCUCCAGCUGUGCGCAUACCUUCAGCAGCAUGUCCCCAGAGUCCCGCCACAUCUGUUACUUCUUUGACUACGGAGCGCUUAGCCUCUACAGCCUGGGAUGUGCCAUAAGCUACGGAUACUACGUCAUGCCCGACUGCUGGGUCAACAGUUGGCUCCAUCGUCAUUUUGUUCUCAUUGCCAUCGGAAACACGUUAUUCUGUACCAGCCUGUCCUGCUAUUCCAGGUUUCUGGAGGUACAGUUCCCACAGAGAAGUAAAGCUCUACGGACAGGUGCAUUCGUCCUCCCAUUUAUAUUUGACACUGUGCCUCUGUUUUACAGGAUCCUUCUGUGCUGUGGGGGGAACUGCAGCCCAAGCGAGGCAUUAUCUAGUCACUGUUACCACCUCCUCUUUGCCUUCCUCACCUGUUUCCUGUUUACCGCCCACCUCCCGGAGAGGUUGGCCCCAGGGCGCUUCGACUACUUUGGCCACAGUCACCAGCUCUUCCACAUCAGCGCUGUGGUGGGGACCCACUUCCAGAUGCAGGGUGUGUUAGCAGACAUGGCAUCACGGAAGGCGUGGCUUGUGGACCACGGAGCAGUGCCAUCCCUCCUAGGGACCAUCGGGGCGCUGGCCGUCAGCCUCGUCCUCAACUUGGGCAUUAUUGGUAUUUUCAGCGCCCCGCUGCUGUGGAAGUCCUGCCACAGCUCCAACCAGCCGCACACAUCACCGUGUGAGCGCAAGGAGCAAUGAGGCCGUAUUCUCCACCAACAGCCACUAGAUGGCUGAUUCACUUUCCAAAGGAAA